Molecule: messenger RNA, 3512 nt
Organism: Patiria miniata (bat star)
Lineage: Eukaryota; Metazoa; Echinodermata; Asteroidea; Valvatida; Asterinidae
Product: ankyrin repeat and SAM domain-containing protein 1A-like
Exons: 10
Coding region: 16-1746 (576 amino acids)
Cellular component (GO): cytosol
Molecular function (GO): protein binding
Source: RefSeq, a predicted model, not a curated record
CCAAAUUUAUAUAACAUGUAUAUUUUUUUUAACGAUUUUGCAGGUCUGAUCUACGGGUCCAACCGCGGCAGCCGCAAUCUCUCCUUAGAGGCCACCUCGCGUUUCUCCCUGUCCCAGUACAUGACGGACUGGUCAUUGGUGAGCUCGUCCAGGACCAGCAUGAUCGGAGAGAACGGACUCCUGGACACCCCGCCCACUGAUGGGGGAGGGGGAGGAGGAGGAGGAGGAGGGGGCGGAGUCACAGGACACAAGGAAGGGGCGGAGGAAAACGCCGGAGGGAUUGAUGAGACCUCAGAGUGGGCGCAGAUUGAGAGCAUCAUGGCAUCCUUCGGAGCAGGUCUGGUCCGGGAAUCGGUCUACAUCAGAGACUUCCAGAAGGAGUUUGAAAAAAUGUUUGAAGGUCCCACUAAACCUCAGAGUGUUGGGGGCUGGCUGGACAAUCUGGGCAUGGGGCAAUAUGAAAACAUGCUGAUUGCUAACGGGUUUGACAACUUGGACUUUAUGGGAGGAAGCAUUCUGGAGGAUUCUGACCUGAUUGAGAUGGGGGUCAUGGAGGAGCUGCAUCGUAAGAUCAUCCUGCAGUCCACCAGCGCCCUCCCAGUCAUGAAGACAAUCACUCAAAAAGGCAGCAUGCCCAGCUCUGUCUCGGAGUGGCUACGGAGCCUUCUCCUCAACGACUGCAUACCCAACUUCCUAGCCAACGGGAUCACCUCCAUGGAACGCGCUAUGGAACUCUGGGAAGUCGAGCUCGAAACCGUCCUUGAGGUUCACAUGUUGGGGCAUAGGAAGAGGAUACUUGCUUCGUUGGGUGAGCGAAGGCACAGCGUAGCCAGCAGUGGGGGCAGUAUACCCAGGCCUGACUCCCUGGAGCUCACCACUGAUGACCUGGAGUUGAAGCUGUCCUCCUUUGAGCGGCGCAAGCAGCUCUCCAGCACGGCCUCGGAGCAGUCCGCCUCCCUGGACAUCGACCUCUUCAAGGAUUACUCUAAGGAGGUGUCCACCCCCACCAAGCCUAAACCCUUCUCCGCCCUGGACACGCCCGCCACGGCCGACGCCCAAACAGGGCGGGAGCCAUCUCGGCAGCACUCGGACAUUGAGGACUAUGACAACAUGACUGCGUCAGAUAAGGUGACGAAUAGGGUGUCAGACAGAGUGACCGAGAGUGUGAGAGAUAGGCCGUCAGACAGGGUGGGGGACAGUGCGUCUAAUUCCGAGGAGGUGGAAAACGGACCAGUUUCCCCUGCUAUGCAAUGGAUGCAUCCACCAGAGGCACUCAUGAAGGGCUGUUGCAAUUACACUGCGUCGUAUCUUGGCUCGACGCUCGUGAAGGAAGUCAAAGGUUUGGACUCCACGCAGGAAUCCUGCUCUAAGCUGCGGCGAUCCGCCUCACACCUGCAGAAAGUCCCAUCCAUCACGCUGUCCAUCAGCUACCUGGGCGUCAAAUUCAUCGACUUCAAAUCUAAGUUGAUCAUCACGGAGCAUGAGAUUUGUAACAUAUCCUGCGUCACGCAGGACUCGGACGACCUGAGGACCUUUGCCUACAUCACCAAAGACAGCGAGAAUGAGAAGCUGUAUUGCCACGUGUUCAGCGUCAAGGUAGAGGACACGGCUACAGAGAUCAUCAUGACCUUGGGCCAGGCGUUUGAGAUCGCCUACCAGAUGCUCCUGAAAUCCCGGCCAGGAUCCCUGGAACACACCCGGCAGUUGUCCAACACCUCGGAACACGACCACAACACCAAAUUAUGAGGACCAACCUCAGGAAAACAACACUCUACUUUAACUCAUACUGAACACCCUCUUUCAAAUGCUAUUGUUGGAGUAAUCUCGUUAGCGAAUUGCAAACACAAAGAAACAGUGCCUUAAGCACGCAUUGAAAACUGGGUUGAGUUGUUUUAACUUUGUAUUUCAUUGGAGGGAAAACCCCUUCAUGAACCUCUUUCUUAGGGAACAUCUCAAAAGUCGGAACGUUCCCGUUCCGUAUGGAACCUACGAAAAAGUACCCAGUGCUCUCUCCAAAUGCUAUUGUUGGUGUAAUCUCAUUGGCAAAUUUCAAACAUAAAGAAACAGUGCCUUAAGCACGCAUUGAACACUGGGUUGAUUUGUUCUUAUCUUUGUAAAUCAUUGGAGAGAAAACCUCUACAUGAACCUCUUUCUUAGGGAACGUCUCAAAAAUCGGAACGUUCCCGUUCUGUAUGGAACCUUCCUUUGAGGAACAAUCAGGAAUGCGCUGUGUUUCCAGCGUGUUCCCAACUGGAGCAGGCCGUUCCUGAAGCGUGCACACGCAUAGACCAACGUUCCCAUGCGGGAUCACCUGGCGUUCCCGGGCUGUUCCCAUUGGGAGCAACGCAUGUUCCCACUUUGGAACGGGCGAUGUUCCCUGAUGGAACGUUCCAAGCGUUGCGACUUUGGAGACAUUCCCUCCAGUUCGCGCCGGGAUUAUUUUGACAUCGACCGGACCCAGGCGCAAGAUUUCACGAACCUCAAUGCCAGACGGGUCAGGCCGUCAUCUGCAGGUAGCACACCCCGAUAUUUCCGGCCUCGCUUGCUGCAAGCGGGUCGCUGACAGAUAUUUCCACACUCGUUCGUUGUGUGUAUUUCCGUCACCCGUUCCGAAUACCGCAAAACCUUUGCGUGUAUACACGUCAUCUGACAUGCACUGAUCAACCUUCUUUAUACCCAACGUAAGAUGUACUGAAUGCAAGGUCAUCUAUUGAACAUAGACAUUGACAAAACGGGGGAACCGCAAUCAUAGUGCUGGAUAGCUCAGUUGGUAGAGCACCGGAACGGCAAUCCGGAGGUCGCAGGUUCAAACCCCGCUCCAGUCAAUUUCUUUGCUCAACAUUAAAAGAGUCAUUUAUUUCUGACGAUAUUUAGAAGUCAUGUACUCAGGAGUCAUAAUUAUAAUAAUAAAAGAAACAAAAAGUAAGGUAUUUUUAAAAUGCUUUUAUGUUUGUGCGUGAAUCCUCCCAUUUUUUUACGAUGUUCUCAAAUAUUAAGUUUUUAGAACUGUAAUGCUGAGUUUUCAUUCACAAUGUUAAAGUUGUUGAAAUGUACGUCAACUUUGUAAAUUGAAAUAUCUAUCAUUGCCUUUUUAGCAAAAAAAUAAGGACUACUGAUGAAAAAAAAAAUCUACUUUUAUUUGGCAAACUCGACAUCACUAUGGAUGAACGAACUUUGUAAAUUGUUUUAAAAAUACCUCUAUUUCACGAACCUCUCCUAUUUGUAAUGAUUUUUUACUAACGUUCUGACUUGUUCAGAGAAUCAGACUUCGCAUAUAUAUAUUUCUUCCACCGAUCGCAUUUUUUAUGACUUUGCCAUCAGGAGCUGCUAUUUUUAACUAAGAUUUUUCUCUCUCACAAAAUUUUCCCACCGUGGCUUGCAAUUUGUAUUUGCAUUUUCAAAGUAAAUCGGCAAUUCCAGCGUUAAGUCCGUGACAGAGCUUUUAAGAGCUCAGUGAAUAAACCCGAAAAUGUAUUUUUCAGAUCUUAUACAUCCAUCAUCUUGCAAUGGUU